GUUGUUGUUAACAGAGCUCUCACAUACUUGAGGCUUCGGCAGUAUCAGAGAGGGUUAAAGCUUCUCUUGAACACACGGACAGGAGCUGUAAAGGCUUUCUGUAAUCUUAUUAGAGAUACUGUUCAAGAUGAAAUGAGGGUGUUCCUCCAGCAAGAAGGUUCUAAUUUUGGUGCCCACAAAUCAGUUGAGGAGUGGAAGGGGUUCAGUUGGGGUGACUUUCUUCUUGAAAUGAAAGAACACUGCCCGUUAUUGACAUCUUCUUUGCUUGGAUCAGUAACAUCGAAACGCACAGUCGAGACUGUUUCUCUGAGGGCAAAACCCAAAAUUUCAGCAGUACCUACAAUCUGUACAGUUAUGGCCAUUCUGGCUUACCAAGGCAAUCAAAGGAAGAUGUCAAAUUUGCAGGAAUUAAAUUCUGUACAGAUGUGGUUGGCAAGUUGCAAACGACAACUAUUUGCCAAAUUUAAUCAUUUGGGUCUGUGUGUUGGCAUUCAUGCUACCAGGAAUGCUGUGGACAGAAUCAGACACAACUUCGAUUCAAAAGUGAUGGAAUGGAGAAAUGCAGUAACCGAUCAGUUACUUUUGCCAUCAGAUGUGUCCACAGCAGAAACCAUUCCAUAUGGAGAAGAUAGCUCGACACCGAUGUCGGUUGACACACCAGCUCAGUCACCUGUCAGGAAACCAAGGUCACCACUGAAAAUACCAACACAUGUAAGCAGUGAUUCAGAUGAGCCAAGUAGUGUAUCCAAUAUGGUAUCUGACGUUAGCAGCGUAUCAUCUGACACUGAUCAUGGUAAACCUUGUUACUCCAUAUGCUUUGACAACGUAAAUCAGAAAACAACUGUUCGGCAUCAGACAAGGGAUAAGAAGAACAAAAUGUAUAAUAUGGUGCAAGCUUACGCAGCCUUGGAUCGCAUCAGUACAUUGCACUUAAGUGAUGCCUCCCCCACGCCUGAGGAUGUGCUGAAUAUUCCCUUGGAGAGAUGCCUCCCAUGCGAAAUGGAUGAAGUGGAUCUCCGUUCCCAACUGACAGUUUUGGUUGAACGAAUCCUCUGCAAGAGAAUUCCUUUUUUUCAAGGAGAAGAAGAUAAUGUCCUGUCCCACAUCCCUCAUCAAUUUUCUCAGAAAUCCUCUGAGAAGAGUGAAAUGGUACUCCUAGGUGUCUUAGACAAAGAUGAAAGCAAAAUUGGAGAUGCCAUUGACAUUGUGAAUGACUACCAUAAGUAUGUUCCCCUGAAGCCUGAUGGAUCGCCAUUAACUCUUCCCCUCCAUGCUGAUGGAUUAAGUUGCGAAAGAGUCAAUGAUUCUCAGAAUGCCCGCAUCAAUGGAACUACAAAGUGGCUACAGCUUCAGGGACUCAUUCCAAACAUUCAGGAAUGGCACAAGAGAUGCCUGCUUCUCCAGGACAUGUAUGAUGAAUUGUACUCUGGGAAAAGUUCAAGAGAAGUGGGAACCUUAUUUCACCUGAAAAACUACUUCGAACACAGAAAUGUUUCAUCAAAUGUGAAGGACUCUUUUAAUUACGAUGAGGAUUUUUUAGAAUUUUGUACCGAGGGAUACAUCACUUUGCUUGCCCUCCAUAUUCUAGGAAUGGACACACUCCAUGAUGUGCCAGACACACAAGACAAUCUCAUGUGUUUACAUGAUACAUCUAGCAAAAUAAUUGAUAUGGUUUUUCAAUCUGCAAUGCCAACUGUACAGAACAUUCUGAAAACCUCGGAUGAAAUGCUGGAUGACUCCUAUCCCUAUUGUGUGUGUAAGAAAGAACAGCAUGGUGCCAUCAUGGUCUUCUGUGAGAACAGAAACUGUCCCAGAGGUGUUUGGUUUCAUAUUGACUGCAUAGAUAUGGAAGAGGAUGAUAUUCCUGAAGGUGUAUGGUUUUGCAGUAGUGGUUGUGAGAAGGAAAAGUCUGCCAAAAAGAAUAAGAAGAAGACUGUGGCAAAUAAUUUGCGAGACAUGAAGUUGGAUUAUACCCUCCUUCUUAUUUGGAAAGGUCUCUCUCAAAUUUCAAGAAAAGAUUCCAUUAGGGAGAAUAAUGGAAAGAUGAUUAUAACCCACUGGAAAUUUGACCUGCUGCAGUUCUUUACCAAACACCACCCAAAGUACUUCUUGCUGUGCACAAGACUAUUACUUGCAAUCAACGGUGCGGUUUCUCCAAGACUACAGAAAACUUUAGUUUGGAACAGAACUGUUAACGUAAAUGGAGGCAGAGGAAAGAAUAUUGAGAUGGACCUCCAGAUGGAGUACUUCAAUAAGGAGUACAAAGAAAGUGUUAAAGAUGCAGCUGGUCACCUGACACCAGACACUAUUGCGAGGCACAGCCAGAUGAUAGGAGUUGGAAAAGAGGUGAGCAAAGUUUAUGAUAUCAAUGUGAGUGGUAUGUCUGGCCGCACCAUCCAUAAAGGGGGACAAUCUGAUAGAACAAAAGACAUUGAGGAAUUCAUCAACAUUUUACUUCCUGAGGAUAUCUUUACCACCCACCCUGGUAGACACCAUAAAAGUUUUCCUGAUGUCGAGCUCAACGUGUACCAAAAAGCUCUUCCAAAGAACAUCCGUGAAAGGCUAAAAAGAAUCAGAAAGGAAGAAAGUAAGAAGCUAAGGAGGAGAGAAAGGAUGCUGGAAUUAUAGAAGGCCACUCUCAGCUGUUUUGGAAACUUGCUCUCAAGUCAAUCCAUCCUCAAACCUCACUGAAAAACAUUUUCACCAAAAUGUGCAUUAACUUUCAUUUGAAAAACAUAUGGGUUUGAUUAAUAAGAUUCUUUUAAUUGUUUAUCUGUGAAAUUUCAAAAUAAGUGCUCUUUUGACCAAAGAAAAUUAAAAGAUAUUGCGAUUGUGAGCAGUAUUUUUCAGGAAUUUAAAGAAGACCUUAAAAUUGUUUAUGAUAAAGAAUUUCAUUAGAGUAAAAUAAAGUCAGUGUUAUUAGCAUUGAUUAAGUUGUUUGUGAUUACAUAGAUUUGAAAUUCUGCUGUUUUAUUUUUAAUAUCCUAUAAAUUGUUCGAUGGUAAAUUUUCCUUACUAUGGCAUUUUUACAAUUGUUCUGUUUUAGUACAGUGUAUAAUUAUAGUUAUUUUUAUGCCAUUCCAAAGUUCUUUUAAUUUUAUUCAUCUUAAAUGUAGAAUAAUGUACUGAUAAUUCUUUGCAAACAA
Molecule: messenger RNA, 3146 nt
Organism: Saccostrea cuccullata (small rock oyster)
Lineage: Eukaryota; Metazoa; Mollusca; Bivalvia; Ostreida; Ostreidae
Exons: 6
Coding region: 133-2628 (831 amino acids)
Source: RefSeq, a predicted model, not a curated record